This is a messenger RNA of Gossypium raimondii (Peruvian cotton), 992 nucleotides long. RefSeq names its product hydroxyethylthiazole kinase. The transcript has a single exon. The record is from RefSeq and is a predicted model, not a curated record. Gene Ontology annotation, molecular function: magnesium ion binding; hydroxyethylthiazole kinase activity; ATP binding. The coding region runs from base 1 to 825 and encodes 274 amino acids. Gene Ontology annotation, biological process: thiamine biosynthetic process. Lineage: Eukaryota; Viridiplantae; Streptophyta; Magnoliopsida; Malvales; Malvaceae.
AUGGAAGACGGGGAAGAAAGAGAGUGGGGUGCAAAGGCGUGGACCUACCUCAGCUCAGUCCGCUCUCUAUCACCGUUAAUCCAGUGCAUCACUAAUUUUGUCUCCAUGGAUCUAACGGCCAACACUCUCUUAUCCGCAGGUGCCUCUCCUGCCAUGCUCCAUUCUCCCAACGAAUCCCCAGAUUUCACCCCUCAAGUCAACGCUCUCUACAUCAACGUAGGAACUCUCUCCGACAACUGGUUACCGGCUAUGGAACUCGCCGCCCAGUUGGCUUCCAAGUUGAAUAAACCCUGGGUCCUCGACCCUGUCGCUGCCGGUGCCUCCCGUUUUCGGUUGAAGGCGUGUUUGGAUCUUAUCUCCCUUAAGCCUACCGUUAUCAGAGGCAACGCCUCCGAAAUCAUUGCCUUGGCUAAAGCUUCCUUUCCCUCCACCAAAGGCGUAGAUAGUUCUCACGAUUCAACAGACGCCGUCGAAGCCGCCAAAUCCUUGGCUAAUUCCAGCGGUGCCGUGGUGGCGGUGUCGGGGGCAGUCGAUUUCGUCACCGAUGGGAAUCGAAUCGUCGGAGCUCGAAACGGCGUGCCGAUGAUGCAAAAGAUCACUGCCACGGGAUGCGCUGUCACCGCCUUGAUCGCCGCUUUUGUCGCGACUGAUCCGUCGCAUGCUAUGGAAGCAACAGCUUCCGCGUUGGCCGUUUUUGGCGUCGCCGGAGAGCUGGGGAUGGAGACGGCGAGAGGCCCGGCUUCGUUGCGGACGCACUUGAUUGAUUCUCUGCACGGACUUGAUCAAACUGCUGUAAUUUCUGGUGUUAAAAUCACUGCCAUAUAAAGUAACAGUCUACUAUUGAUGCCUUUUCUUUUGUAGAGCUUAGAGUGGCAAAAUUCAGAUUAUUCUAAUAUUAAUUAGCGAAAUUUAUGUUACUAUUUUAUAAAUUAAAACUUAAUUGCUUCAAUCCAGUGUAAUAAAUUUAAAAUAUGUUGCAUGAUUUUUCAUAA